Messenger RNA from Coffea eugenioides, 2452 nucleotides. RefSeq names its product factor of DNA methylation 1. Gene Ontology annotation, biological process: gene silencing by siRNA-directed DNA methylation. The transcript is spliced from 8 exons. The record is from RefSeq and is a predicted model, not a curated record. Lineage: Eukaryota; Viridiplantae; Streptophyta; Magnoliopsida; Gentianales; Rubiaceae. The coding region runs from base 277 to 2178 and encodes 633 amino acids.
GUGACUUGUCCAUACUCUCUAUUGGUACUGUACUAAGAAGGAUUAUUAUAGCUACAAAACCAAAGCCCAUUUUUCUUACUGACCUUUUUUCUUACUGCUUCUUAGGGUUUUGAGGAACCAUUUUAGCUCUCCAAAAACCCUGCGAUUGCUGCCGGCGAUUCUCGUGGUCGCCGCCGCAGUUACUGACGGUGGAGCCACAUACAUUUGGUCAUCGUUUACAGUUGUCGUCUUUCACUGGUCACUCCCCGCUCUGUCUCUCCUCCUCCAUCUUUUGAGAUGGGUAGCAGUUGCUCAGAUGAAGAAUCAGAUAUAAGUGAUUCAGAGAUUAAGGACUACAAAGAAAAGCCGUUAGAAGAAUUGAAGAGUGGAAAGUUCAAAGUAAAGGGCCCAAAUGGCUCCCUUCGUUGCCCUUUCUGUGCUGGAAAGAAGAAGCAGGAUUACAAAUACAAGGACCUUCUACAACAUGCUUCUGGAGUCAGUAAAGGUUCUGCCAACAGAAGUGCAAUACAGAAGGCAAAGCAUCUUGCUUUAGCUGAAUAUUUGGAGACUGAUCUUGUAAACGAGGCUGAGCCACAACCAUUACGUGUAACUCCACCAGCGGUUGCUGAUACAUCUGAGCAGAAUGAGUUAUAUUGUUGGCCUUGGACAGGGGUGGUGGUGAACAUUCUGAACGAGACGAAGAGUGGGAAAGCUGUGGAUAGCAGUGCAUUCUGGUUGAAUAAAUUCUCCAAAUACAAGCCUCUGGAAGUUAAAGUUUUCUGGGAUGAUGAGUGUCAGAUUGCACAAGCUGUGGUAAAGUUUGAUAAUGAUUGGAUUGGUUUCAGAAAUGCAAUGGAGUUUGAGAAGUCCUUUGAAGGUGAUCACCAUAGCAAGAAAGAAUGGAUUGAUCAGAAAACUAACUCUGCUUCAGGUAUUUUUGGCUGGUCUGCACGUGCUGAUGAUUAUUAUUCAGAAGGACCCAUUGGAAAGUAUCUUCGCGAUACUGGAGAACUUAAAACUGUUGCUGACCUUGUCAAGGAGGCCGUGAAUGACAGAAACAAAGUUGUGGCUAAUUUAACCAAUGAGAUUGACCUGAAAAAUGAAAAUUUGAAUAAGUUAAGAACAAAAUACAAUGAGAAGACCUUAUCUUUAAGUAGGAUGCUGGAGGAGAAAGACAUGCUGCAUCGUGCUUUCUGUGAAGAAAGAAGAAAGAUGCAACGGCUUGCUCACGAUCAUGUUAAAAAGAUUCUUGAUGAACAAGAGAAGCUUAACUCGGAGCUGGAUAGCAAGAAGAAAAAACUUGAUUACUGGAGUAAAGAGUUGAACAAGCGUGAAGCCUUAACUGAGCGUGAAAGGCAAAAGCUUGAUGAGGAGAAGAAAAAGAAUGACAUGAGAAACAAUGCACUUCAAAUGGCGUCUGUAGAGCAGAGAAAAGCAGAUGAAAAUGUGUUGAGACUAGUUGAAGAACAAAAGAGAGAAAAGGAGGAAGCUCUAAAGAAGAUUCUGGAUCUGGAAAGGGAUCUAAAUGCAAAGCAGAAGCUGGAAAUGGAAAUUGAAGAACUGAGAGGUAAAUUAGAAGUGAUGAAACAUUUGGGAGAUGAUGCUGCUGUUCAGAAGAAAAUCAAAGAGAUGACUGAGGAACUGAACGAGAAAGUUGAGGAAAUGAAGUCUGUUGAGGAUUUGUAUCAAACUUUAGUCACCAAAGAGCGCCAAAGCAAUGAUGAGCUUCAAGAAGCUCGAAAAGAAUUGAUAUCGGGCUUAAGUGAGAUGCUGACAAGAGGCCGUGCUCAUAUUGGUGUUAAGAGAAUGGGUGAAAUUGAUCCGAAGACUUUUGAAGGUGAAUGCAAGCAGAGAUACCCUGAUGAUUAUGACUACAAGGCCCUAGAAUUGUGCUCCUUAUGGCAAGAAAGAUUAAAGGAUCCUGAUUGGUACCCAUUUAAAAUUGUCAGGGUCGAUAGUGAGAAUCACCAGAAAAUUCUGGAUGAGGAUGAUGAAAAACUCAGGGAAUUAAGGUCAGAAUGGGGAGAGAAUAUCUUCCUUACUGUAACAAUGGCCUUGAAGGACAUAGAUGAGUACAAUUCAAGUGGUAGAUAUGUAGUUUCUGAGUUGUGGAACUUCAAAGAUGAUCGAAAGGCCACAUUGAAGGAGGUGAUUGGUUUCAUCUUCAAGCAAUUGAAGACUCUCAAGCGCAAGAGAUGAUUAGUUGAGGCUAGCGGGAGAAGUUUGCAAAUUGAAUGCUCACAAGCCAGCAUGGAUUGGACAUGGUUUGAAACGAUAAUCCUCUGUAGCACAACGAGUCUCAGCAGGCAUAUGUUUUCCUUGUGCGCUCUUGUGGGAAAGACCGUUCAAACUAAUAAUAAUAAUAUUUGCUGAAACAAGACAAUUCUGUACAUUCGAAUUGGGCCUGGCCAAACUUUUGAAAAUCAAUUCGACCAUGCUUAAAGGUCUCCUUUGCAAUGGUCCGUUCUGGAAA